Vombatus ursinus (common wombat) is the source of this 3759-nucleotide messenger RNA. It is a transcript of the gene EHHADH, whose product is annotated as enoyl-CoA hydratase and 3-hydroxyacyl CoA dehydrogenase. The transcript is spliced from 7 exons. Gene Ontology annotation, cellular component: peroxisome. The record is from RefSeq and is a predicted model, not a curated record. Gene Ontology annotation, biological process: fatty acid beta-oxidation. Gene Ontology annotation, molecular function: NAD+ binding; (3S)-3-hydroxyacyl-CoA dehydrogenase (NAD+) activity. NCBI's taxonomy places the organism in Eukaryota, Metazoa, Chordata, Mammalia, Diprotodontia, Vombatidae. The coding region runs from base 40 to 2211 and encodes 723 amino acids.
ACCAGGACUGGAGGACUUGACCAGUGACUGGAAGGCGCCAUGGCUUCCUACACGCUUUUGGACAGCUCUCUGGCUGUGAUCCGCCUGCGGAACCCGCCCCUCAAUACCCUUAGGAAGCCUGUGAUCGCAGGCCUGAUGGACAGCCUGAGGAAAGCUGAGACCGACCCGGCUGUGAAAGCCAUCAUCAUCUGUGGAGCGGAUGGAAAGUUCUCUGCAGGUGCUGAUAUUCGAGGCUUUAGCCAACCAGUUAUGUCAACCGGUUCAUUACUCUCAGUAGUUGAAAGCCUGAUGGAAAUGGAGAAGCCUUUGGUGGCUGCCAUCCAGGGCCUGGCUCUGGGAGGAGGCCUGGAAUUGGCUCUGGGCUGUCACUACAGGAUUGCUGAUGCCAAGGCUCAAGUUGGUUUCCCAGAGGUCACCAUUGGACUUCUCCCUGGUGCCAGAGGGACCCAGCUUCUUCCCAGGCUCAUUGGGAUACCUGCUGCCCUUGACCUGAUCACCUCAGGGAGACAUAUUUCAGCUCCUGAAGCACUCAAACUGGGAUUACUGGACAAAAUUGUGAACUCAGAUCCCGUUGAGGAAGCCGUCAAGUUCGCCAAAAAAGUUUCAGGUCAGCCCAUAAGCUCUCGGAGACUCAAGACAAGGCAGGUUCAGAAGCUGCCAAAUAUGGACGCAAUUUUCCAGGAAGCCCUGCUCAAGAUGAGGAAACAGUACCCAGGGUGUAUUUCUCGGGAGGCCUGUGUCCAAGCUGUCCAGGCUGCUGUCCAAUACCCCUAUGCAGAAGGGAAAGAGAAAGAGAAAGAGUUGUUCCUGUACCUUCUGAGUUCAGGACAAGCUAGAGCCCUGCAGUAUGCCUUCUUUGCUGAGAAAUCUGUGAGGAAGUGGUCAGUUCCCUCUGGAGUGUCAUGGAAGACCUCCUCAGCACAGCCUAUCUCCUCUGCAGCAGUAGUGGGUUUGGGAACAAUGGGAAGAAGCAUCGUCAUCUGUCUGAUCAGGGCCAACAUUCCAGUUAUUGCCAUGGAACAGGACGAGAAGCAGCUGGAUUGGGCCAAAAAGGUGAUUGUUUCCCUCUUAGAACAAGAAGCCUCCAAACAGAAACAGAGUGGCCAAGAGUGGAAAUGGCCGAGACUCCAGUUCACCACCUCCCUAGAUGAGGUAGCAGAUGUGGAUUUGGUGAUUGAGGCUGUUUUUGAGGAAAUUGCGCUGAAGAAACAGGUCUUCAGCAAAUUGUCAGCCAUAUGUAAGCCUUCAGCUUUUCUGUGCAGCAAUACCUCUGCUCUGGAUAUCGAUGAGAUUGCUUUGUCCACACGCCAUCCUCAACAGGUCAUUGGCACCCAUUUCUUCGCCCCAGCUCAUGUUAUGAAAUUAUUGGAGGUCAUCCCUAGUUGUUAUUCAUCCCCCACUACCAUUGCCACCGUCAUGAGCUUGGCAAAAACCAUUAAAAAGGUUGGCGUUGUGGUUGGAAAUUGCUUUGGAUUUGUUGGCAAUCGAAUGCUGCUUGCUUUCUACGAUCAGACUAAUUUCUUAAUAGAAGAUGGUAGCCAGCCAGAGGAAGUUGAUCAAGUUCUAGAAGAGUUUGGUUACAGAAUGGGUCCUUUUCGAGUAGCAGAUCUGUCUGGGUUGGAUGUGGGUUGGAGAUCACGGAAGAGUCGAGGCCUCACAGGACCUACCUUAGCCCCAGGGACACCCACGCGCCAACGUGGCAGCAAACGGUAUUGUCCAAUUCCUGAUAUUCUGUGUGAACAUGGAAGACUUGGCCAGAAGACUGGCAAAGGCUGGUAUCAAUAUGACAAACCAAUGGGCAGGAUUCACAAACCGGAUCCCUGGCUUUCUAAAUUCCUAUCUGAAUACAGGCAGAACCAUCGUAUUGAGCCACGGGUCAUAACACCAGAUGAGAUCCUGGAGCGCACAGUGUAUUCCCUCAUCAAUGAAGGCUUUCGUAUCUUAGAAGAAGGCAUGGCUGCUGGCCCUGAACACAUUGAUGUAAUCUACAAUAAUGGUUAUGGAUGGCCGAAGCACAGGGGUGGACCCAUGUUCUAUGCCUCCACGGUGGGACUACCCACAGUGGUUGAGAAAUUACAGAAAUAUUACCAGAAGAAUCUGGACAUCCCCAAGUUGGAACCCUGCAAUCUUCUGAAGAAAUUGGCCUCCCAGGGGAACCCUCCUCUUCAGGAAUGGCAGAGCUUGGGGGGAUUUCAAAUCAGCAAACUGUGACUUCACUCACAGAGGAUCCCCAGGUGAGGCCUUCCACAUACCACCCUCAGGCAAACAAUGUUGAAACAAAUCAAAAUUCAAAGGCUAAGAUCUAUGGGGAAAAUCAUGGGCAUGGUGACCCCUUCUGUGGGGCUGCUCCUGUAUGGUGAUUCUAAUGGUUCAAUACCAUAAAGAACUUAUGGAUCAGAUCUUCUGGAGGCUCAUGGCCACAAAACUUCUUCCCAGGCAUCUGAAUUGUCUCUUUUGACUUGAUUCUAUCCUGUGAAAACAGUCCGCCUUGGUAAUGUUUCAAUGGCAUUUGAAUAAGAAGUGGUUGGAGGAGCAUGAUGGGUAUAAGACAGGCCCAGAGUCACUGGAUUCAACCAUCUCCACCAGCUAUCACCCGAUGCUUCUUCUCUCCUUGGCUAAAUGCCUUGAGAAAGCUAUACUCAGUGACUCUAGUUCUUCCCUCAUUCUCUUCUAUGCCCUCUAAAAUCAUAUUUCAGACAUCAUUAUUCAUCUGAAACAACUUUCUCUCGAUUUACCAGGGAUUUCUUCAUUGUCAGAUCUGGUGGCCUUUGUUCAAUCAUUCUUUUUUGACCUCUCUUUAGCAUUUGACAUUAUUGAUCAUGUCCUCCUGAGUAGUCUCAUUUCUCUGGAAUUUAGUAAUACUGUUCUGUUCAGUUUUCCUCCUAUUUGUAUGACUCCUCCUCAGUCUACUUUGCUGCAUCCAUGUUGUGCUCAUUGAUCAUGGAUGUCCCUUUAAGUUUUAUCCUUGGACCUCUUCUCUUCUCCCUCUAUGGUCUCUCUCAUUUGGUUCCCAUGGGUUCAGUAAUCUUCUCUUUGAAGAUGACUCCCAGAUCUAAGUAAGCAACUUCAGUCUCAUGAGCUCCAGUCCAGAAUCAUCAACUGGCUGAUAAGCAUUUCAAAUGAGAUGUUCCAUUGGCAUCUCAAAUUCAAUGUGUCCAAUAUAGAACUCUUGCUUUUCCUCUCAAAUGCACCCCUCUUUUGAACUUCUUCAUUAUCAUCAAAGACAGGUAAGCCAUCCUAGCUAAAGUAACAAGGAACCCUGAGGGAGAGACAGGUGAUAGCAUGUGCCAAGCAGCUCAAACCACCAGCACUACCUUGACCCCCUCCUCUUUUCAGACCCUGAUGGAGAUAGUCCAAGACCCUUAAUUGAAAAGCUUUGGAAAAAGCAGUGCCUCCCACAUUACUGGACCUAUUCCAGUCCUGCCCUUCCAGUCACCUUUGGAGAAGUGUGUGCCUUUUUUACCAAUACCAGUUGCCACUUAUGCCAGGCAAACCCAAGAGUCCUGGCCAAGGUAGCACCUUCCAGAUCAAGUGUACUGCUUCUAAUCCAGCCUCUACAGUGAUCAUCUUAAGAACCAUCCCCUGUGGGGAUGCUAUCUGGCAACCAUAUUCAUCAUGUUAUUAUCAUAGCUUCUGAAGAUGCAGAACAGAAAGUCUUCACUAUCAAGAUCCAAAUGCCACUCAAAGAAUUGGAAAUUGAGGGGAUGCCCUACUAUUGGGGAAUGGCUGAACAAAUUGUAGUACAUGAUUGUGAUGGGA